This is a messenger RNA of Closterium sp. NIES-65, 1467 nucleotides long. The record is from the annotation of a GenBank genome assembly. Lineage: Eukaryota; Viridiplantae; Streptophyta; Zygnematophyceae; Desmidiales; Closteriaceae.
AUGGUCCGCAAGCCUGGAGUUCGGCGGAUUGUGGAAGCGACGGUGGAGAGGUGUGUUGUCACUGAUGGUAGCCGCUUCGAACUGCUUCUUUCGCGGCUGGCGGCUGGGCUCCGAGCGUUCGCCAGAGAAGAUGGCAAGCGGGUGAAAGCGACGGUAACUCAUCUGGCGGUUGAGGUGGCGGAACUCCGUCAGGCCAUGAUGCGAGAUCCAUCCUGCAAAUCAACGAGCGAGCGGUUAGCUGUGCAGGAGGCGCAAUUGCGCGAGUACCAAGCGUCGAGAAAGGACAAGCUGUUCCUGAUGUCGGGUCUGCGGAUGGAGCUCCGGGGGGAGGUGGCGUCAAAGCAUUUGACGGCGCUGGUGCAGGCUAAGAAAGCGUGUACUCAGAUUGCAGAGUUGCAGACGGCGUCAGGGGUUGUCUCGGACUCCCAAGGCAUUCUUCGUGCAGCAUCGGAGUUCUUCGCAGAAAUCUUUGGGCGGGACCGUGGUCAGCUAGAAGAUGACUGGCGCCCUGCGUCGGAUAGAAAGCUGAGAAGCUGGGAAGCAGAGGAACUGGCGGCGGAUUGGACGGAAGAGGAAGUCAAGAAAGCCUUCGCGGUCCUCUCGACGGAGGUGAAGGAAGCGGUGACGAUACUUUUGCACAAAAGGGGGGACAAAGAUCAGCUCAACAAUUACCGCCCCAUCACUCUCCUCAAUUUCACUUACAAGGUGUUGGCGAGAGUAGUGGCUGACAGGAUGAAGAAGUUUCUGUGUCGGGUGAUCUCACCGGAGCAGUACGGUUUCCUCCCGGGGCGGCGGCUGACGGAUGCAGUGGGGCUUGUGGCUGAUAUCAUUGAUGCGGCGCGAAAUGACAAUGAGGAUUGGUUUCUCCUCUUGGUUGACUUCAAGAAGGCGUUUGACUCUGUCUCCCGUGGCUACCUCUUCCGAACGCUUCGGGUGAUGGGCUUCCCUGAACGGUUGGUGCGGUGGGUGGAAGGCCUGCAUGCGGGAACGCAGACACAUCUGUUAGUCAACGGCUGGAUGGGAGACGGUGUGGAGGUGAUUUCGGGGGUCUGGCAGGGUUGUCCCCUGGCUCCGUACCUUUUUCUGUGUGCGGUUGAGCCUUUGGCGCAGCUGGUCCUGAAGCGAAAAUUGGGCAUCUGCAAGGGGAGCGAGCAGCUGGCGUAUAUCGGCUACGCGGAUGAUACCACUUUGGUCCUGGAGGGGAAGCAGCAGAUCAUCAGGGCUGAGCAGGUGUUAGCAAAGUUUGAGUUGACCUCGGGACUCGCGACCAACAGGGACAAGUCGGUUAUCUUACCGUUGGGGAACAACCUUGGCAGAAUGACUGGUCGGGCGAACGGGUUCCGUUGGGCGAAGGCGGAUGAAGCGGAGAAGCUGCUGGGGGUUUGGGUCACUCCCUCGGGAAGCUGCCUGCCCACGUGGGAAAAAACUGCAGAAGCAAUGACAGGGAAGAUUAUCCAGUGGCAAUAG